AUUUUCUCUUUGUUACAGGAACAUAGUGUAUAACCUGAGCUUCCCGGACCUCGUCGAGCAACAAAGGCUCACCUGGUAUUCCAAUGAAUACGAUGCCAGGAUGUGCGUGGUUAAGGGAAAGGACGAGGAAAACUGCCAAAACUACAUUAGGAUCCUCACAAAAACCUCGCAAGGAAGACUUCUGACUUGUGGUACCAACGCGUUCAAACCACAAUGUCGGGAGUACAACAUUUUCGACAAGAACUACACCGUUGAGAAGGAAAAACCUGGGCAAGCACUAUGUCCAUACGACCCAUAUCACAACUCAACUGCCAUAUAUGUUGAUGGAGACCUUUAUACAGGUACCGUAGCGGAUUUCAGCGGAAUGGACCCCAUCAUUUAUAGAGAACCGCUACAAACAGAGCAGUACGACUCCAUGAGUCUCAAUGCCCCAGACUUUGUCGGCUCCAUGACCCAGGGGGACUUCGUCUAUUUCUUCUUCAGGGAGACCGCUGUCGAAUACAUCAAUUGCGGAAAGUCUGUCUUCUCUCGAGUAGCCAGAGUAUGCAAGAACGAUAGAGGAGGACCUCAUAGAUUCAGGAACCGCUGGACUUCCUUCCUGAAAUCCAGGCUGAAUUGUUCAGUUACAGGCGAAUUCCCCUUUGCCUUCAACGAGAUUCAGUCUACGACAGAAUUAAUCGACGGCAAAUAUGGCGAUACUAGUGCUCAACUGGUAUAUGGUGCCUUCACAACGCCUCCGAACAGCAUUUCUGGAAGCGCAGUUUGCGCGUUCAGUCUCCAGGAUAUCACGGACACUUUUGAGGGCAACUUUAAAGAACAGGCCGCUAUAAAUGCUAACUGGCUCCCAGUUCCAUCUAGCAAGGUGCCUGAUCCACGGCCGGGCCAGUGCCAUAACGACAGCCGAACACUUCCAGAUCUGACGCUCAAUUUCAUAAAAACUCACUCGCUGAUGGAUGAAAGUGUCCCCAGCUUUUUUGGACAGCCUAUCGUUGUUAGGGCUAGUUUUCAUUACCGCUUCACCCAAAUAGCAGUAGAUCCUCAAGUGAAAGUACCAGGAGGUAAAGCCUAUGACGUGCUGUUCAUUGGAACUGUUAUCAAGGCAGUGAACGGCUUAUCAGCGGACCAAAGGUACGGUGUCCGCACGGUGGUCAUAGAAGAGAUCCAGGUGUUUCCUUCUCACGUUCCUGUGAGGAACCUGAAAGUGGAAAGAGGAACCAAGGGCGAGAAGGGAGGAGAAACUAGGAUCAUUGUUGUAUCGGACUCUGAAGUGCAAUCGUUGAGGGUGCAUCGCUGUGAUAGCAAUAAGAUAUCUAGCUGCAGCGAAUGCGUGGCCCUGCAAGAUCCCUACUGCGCCUGGGACAAAGUCCAAGGUCGUUGCCGGAGCGCGAUGGGCGGCCGAUGGGGCGACGAAUCCCACUUUUUCCAGAGCGUGGCCAAAGGGGAGCACACCGCGUGCCCCCCGAUGCCUGGGAGACCCUCCCAACUGGACGCAAGGGACGCCGGAAGCCCCGGGGGUCUCAGCUCGCUUUCGGGGGCCGGCUUAGGUCAAAGGGGCCAAAGAGGGGAACACAGGCUCAUGCUAGAUGUGGAUGCGAUGGGCAUCGGGGAGCAGCAAGACACUGCCGGGGGGCAGGUUAUCAAUAUCGUGCAUGAUAAGCCGUACGAUGCUGGAGGUCCUGCGGUAACUGCAGCAGACGCCCUACCAACCCAAUACUCCGUCGAAACCCUUAUCAUGGCUGUGGUCGCGGGCUCCGUGUCAGCCCUCGUUGUGGGUUUCUUCGCCGGCUACCUUUGUGGAAGGAAGUGCCAUAAGGACGAGGAUGACAACCUGCCAUAUCCCGACACGGAAUACGAGUACUUCGAACAGCGGCAAAAUAUGAACAGUCGAAUCGCUGCCGAGCCGAAACUUCUCCCUCAGGAAGAAGUCACGUACGCGGAGCCCGUUCUGGUACCACAGCCUCCGCCGAAGUUGCAUUCUCCAAAAAGCACGCUGCGCAAACAGAACAACUCCACGUCGGCAGCGGAAACGCUCUUCCAGUUCCAAACGGACGCGGCCGGUGGUUACAACAACUCCAGGGAUUACAGGACCGGCAGGGAUAAUUUCGGCACGUUGAGGUCGCAUCAGCGUCAAGAAGGUGUACUUGUGAGAUAA
Acanthoscelides obtectus is the source of this 2152-nucleotide messenger RNA. The record is from the annotation of a GenBank genome assembly. NCBI's taxonomy places the organism in Eukaryota, Metazoa, Arthropoda, Insecta, Coleoptera, Chrysomelidae.